AUGCCAGUUGAUUUUGCUAAGCUCUGUUUGUCGGAUAAGCCAGCUGAUGCUGUUGCUGUCAAGUCGCUAGUUUUCAAGCCAAAGACUGCUAAGACUGCCACUCCGGUUCCAAUUGUCGUUGUUGCUUUGCAAUCCACUAACACUCCAUCUCCAGCUAUUGCUCACCACUCUGGCCUAAAGGACCCAAGAUUGGCUCGUGAUGAAUUGUUUCAAUCUUUCUUCAAGUGUGAAACCGCUAAGGGCUUCACUUUGGCUUACUUGACUAACGCAGAAUCUGAAUUCAAGCUGUUAAUUGAUAACAAUCUGGAGUCUGUCGCCCCAGAAACUCUAUUGCAAUUGAACGACGAGUUGUCCAUCAAGAAGUCCGACCUAUGCUCUUUCUUGUCUCAAUUUGAUCAAUACAAGCAAAUUGUCGACUUCUCUGUUGAAAUCAAGAAGGAAGCCCAGCCUAAACAAAAGAAGGAAAAGCCAGCUCAAACUAACGCUGCUAUUGAAGAUGCAAAGUUGAUCGGUAUCACUGUUGACAAGUCUCUAGACUUCUCAGGCUGGUACCAGCAAGUCGUCACUAAGGGUGAAAUGUUGGACUACUAUGAUAUCUCUGGUUGUUACAUCUUGAGACCAAACUCCUAUGCCAUCUGGGAAUCCAUCCAAGAUUACUUUAACGCUAAAAUCAAAGCCAUCGGUGUCAAGAACGCUUACUUCCCAAUGUUCGUCUCCUCCCGUGUGCUAGAAAAGGAAAAGGACCACGUUGAAGGUUUUGCUCCUGAAGUCGCUUGGGUUACCAGAGCUGGUUCUUCUGAACUUGAAGAACCAAUUGCUAUCAGACCUACUUCUGAAACCGUUAUUUACCCAUACUACGCAAAAUGGAUCCAAUCCUACAGAGACUUGCCAUUGAAGUUGAACCAAUGGAACUCUGUCGUUAGAUGGGAAUUCAAGCACCCUCAGCCAUUUUUGAGAACCAGAGAAUUCUUGUGGCAAGAAGGUCACACUGCUUUCCUUGACCAAGAUGACGCCGAAAAGGAAGUGUUGCAAGUUUUGGAUUUCUACGCCGGUAUUUAUAACGAACUAUUGGCUGUUCCAGUGGUAAAGGGUAAGAAGACCGAAAAGGAAAAGUUCGCUGGUGCAGCUUUUACCACAACUGUUGAAGGUUACAUUCCAGAAACUGGUCGUGGUAUUCAGGGUGCUACUUCUCACCACUUGGGUCAAAACUUCUCUAAGAUGUUUAACCUUUCUGUUGAAAAUCCAUUGGGUCCAGAACAUCCAAAGGUCUAUGCUUACCAAAACUCCUGGGGUCUAUCUACUCGUACCCUUGGUGUCAUGGUUAUGACCCACUCUGACAACAAGGGUCUAGUUGUUCCUCCAAGAGUUGCCCAACACCAAGCCGUAGUUAUCCCAGUUGGUAUCACUAAGAAGACUACUGACGAACAACGUAAGAGCAUUCAUGAUGCUGCAAAGAAUGUUGAAGACCGUCUCCUAAAGGCAUCUGUUAGAGCAUUCGGUGACUAUAACGACAACUACACUCCAGGUUGGAAAUUCUCUCAAUACGAGUUGAAGGGUAUUCCUUUGCGUGUCGAGUUAGGUCCAAAGGAUAUUGAACAAGGUCAAGUAGUGGUUGUUCGUAGAAAUGAUUCCCGUAAGUACGUUGUCAAGCUGGAUGAACUUGAGUCAAGAAUUCCUGAAAUCAUGGACGAGAUGCAUAACGAUAUGUACAACAAAGCCAAGGAACUAUUUGACAGCCACAGAAUUAUUGUUGAUGAAUGGAAGGACUUUGUUCCUGCUUUGAACAAGAAGAAUGUCAUACUUUCUCCAUGGUGUGGCGUUAUGGACUGUGAAGAGGAUAUUAAGGAUGCCUCUGCCAGAAAGGAUGAUGGUGAAGAAUUUGAACAAGAUGAAAAGGCUCCUAGUAUGGGUGCCAAAUCCUUAUGUAUACCAUUUGAGCAACCACCUCUAAAGGAAGGACAAAAGUGUGUCAAAUGUGAUCGCGCUGCCAUUCAAUACUGUAUGUUUGGCCGUUCUUACUAA
Molecule: messenger RNA, 2022 nt
Organism: Nakaseomyces glabratus
Lineage: Eukaryota; Fungi; Ascomycota; Saccharomycetes; Saccharomycetales; Saccharomycetaceae
Product: proline--tRNA ligase
Biological process (GO): prolyl-tRNA aminoacylation
Cellular component (GO): aminoacyl-tRNA synthetase multienzyme complex; cytoplasm
Molecular function (GO): ATP binding; proline-tRNA ligase activity; aminoacyl-tRNA deacylase activity
Source: RefSeq, a predicted model, not a curated record